This is a messenger RNA of Oncorhynchus nerka (sockeye salmon), 5148 nucleotides long. Its product is annotated as seizure protein 6 homolog. Bases 224 to 3379 code for a protein of 1051 amino acids. Lineage: Eukaryota; Metazoa; Chordata; Actinopteri; Salmoniformes; Salmonidae. The record is from RefSeq and is a predicted model, not a curated record. Gene Ontology annotation, cellular component: neuronal cell body; dendritic shaft; dendritic spine. The transcript has 16 exons. Gene Ontology annotation, biological process: synapse maturation; regulation of dendrite development; regulation of protein kinase C signaling.
CCGCUUACUGAGCGUUACAAUUAAACGGACUCUGCGUUUCAGUUGAUUCUUGUCAGAUCUGCUCAUUGCUCGACUUGCUAAAUAAGUGCAAAAGCAGCACGGCUUUCUCUGUGUUUUACAGACCUCACGGACGUUUUAUUAUUCGUUUGCUUAUUUUGCUCCGGAAAGUAUUUAAUGCAAGGACGUAUUCUGUGAUCAGAGAGGCACUUCGACUUCAGUAGACAUGUGUAUGAGAAGAGACUACCAAUUACACGUCAUCGUUACGGUGUUGGUUCUCGCUGCUGCGGUGACAAACACUCAUGGACAAGAAAAUGUCAAUGCUGUGGGCCAGAGAAGAGUGGAGUCAGACAGCGGAGCCUUCACACACUCCCCCACACAGGACACAGUGAGUGAGAUCAACCAUUUCACCACAGCAUCCACCAUGAACGUCCCUAACCACCGGCCCGUCUUCAGAGGCUUCGCCCUCCAUGAACACCUGCUGACUAAAAACUUCCAGGGGGACCAGCAGUUCUUCACAGACCAUGGAGAUGUGGCAGGACAUCCUACAAUGCCUGGCUCUGUUUCCACUCUUGAGGCAGGAGACGCUUCGACUCGCCUCGUGCAACAUGAGGACACCCCUGCCUUCUCUGACAUAGCCACUACUGCCACGGUGGCUACCACAACCCCCCUCACCAGCUCUGCUCCUACAACCCCGGGGCUACUGGUGAGCAUGGCUCAGAAGGACAAGCCAGCCGAGGACAGGGCCAGGGAGGCAGAGAAGGUGACAGUGACCACAGACUCCCUGACCACCCCUGUAGUGGCAAACACUGCCCCUACAGUCAGUGGCCUCAGACCCAAUGUCCCCCCCUCCCCGAAUGGAAGUCUCCAUAGUCAGAGGGCAGUUGUCACGGAGACCACCGUGGCACCCCCUGUGCUGACCACCUCAGUGAGGGUGGAGAAAGGGGAGUCCGAGGAACCAGGGGUAAAGAACAGGACAGGCCCUGGCAUCCAGCUCACCAAACUGACCGCAGCAUCCACAGGAGAGGUGGAUGAGGGAACCACCACCACAACCAUCAUCACAACCACCACCAUUACCACCAUGCAGACACCAGGUCCCUGCACUGUGAAUUUCACUGACCCAGAGGGUCACAUUGAGAUUCCACAGCUGCAUUCCUCAGCUUCGUCGCCUGACCCUGGAGUGGACUGCACCUACGUGCUGACCGUCUACCUGGGAUACGGGAUUGAAGUACAGGUGCUGAACGUGAGCCUGUCAGAGGGGGAGGUGGUGACAGUAGAAGACAUGGGGGGACGAGAGCUGUCCAUCCUGGCUAAUGAGACCGUCCUGAUGAGGGGUCUGGUGGUGCGCAGCUGGAGCAAUCAAAUCUCCAUCCUUUACCGCAGUGACCAGCAGCCUCGCUCUGGCUCCCUGCUGCUGCUGCAUUACCAAGCCUUCAUGCUGAGCUGUGCCUUCCCUAAGGAGCCAGCCAACGGGGAGGUAUCAGUGACUCACCUCCAUGCUGGGGGAGAGGCCUACUUUCAGUGUCUGACCGGCUACCAGCUGCAAGGCCCCACCAUGCUCGCCUGUCGCAACGCCACUACACCUUACUGGAGUGGCAAGGAGCCAAAAUGCCUGGCUUCCUGUGGUGGGAUGAUAAAAAAUGCCACUUUGGGCCGUAUUGUCUCUCCUGGUUUCCCUGGCAACUACAGCAACAACUUGACUUGCCAUUGGGUCCUGGAGGCUCCUGAAGGCCACCGGCUUCAUGUUCACUUUGAGAAAGUGGCUUUGGCUGAGGAUGAUGACCGACUCCUAAUAAAGAAUGGGAACAACAUUGACUCGCCUCUGGUAUAUGACUCCUAUGAGGUGGAGUACCUGCCCAAUGAGGGCGUGGUGAGCACAGGACGUCACCUCUUUGUAGAGUUCACCACAGACGGGACUGUGACUUCCACAGGAGCAGCCAUCAGAUAUGAAGCUUUUGCGAAGGGCACAUGCUAUGGGCCUUUUGUGAAAUAUGGAAACUUCACUAGCAGCAACACAGCUUGCGGUGUGGGUGCGGUGGUGGAGUUUGCCUGUGACCCGGGCUACACUCUGGAGCAGGGCUCAGUCAUCAUUGAGUGUGUGGAUGCAGAAAACCCCCAGUGGAACGAGACAGAGCCAGCCUGCAGGGCUGUGUGUAGUGGUGAGAUCACAGAUUCAGCCGGUGUGGUUCUUUCUCCAAACUGGCCCGAGGCCUACGACAAGGGCCAGGACUGCAUCUGGGGCAUCCACGUGGAAGAGGACAAGAGGAUCAUGCUAGACAUCCAAGUGCUCAAUGUGGGUAAGAAUGACCUGUUGACCUUCUACGACGGUGAUGACCUAACAGCUAACAUCUUGGGUCAGUACAGUGGCACCAGGUCUCGCUUCAGGCUCUACACCUCCAUGGCUGAUGUCACCAUCCAGUUCCAGUCGGACCCUGCUACCAACAUCUACGGCUACGGCAACGGCUUCGUGGUCCACUUCUUUGAGGUCCCCAGGAACGACACAUGCUCUGAGCUGCCAGAGAUCACUAAUGGCUGGAAGAGUACCUCCCACCCAGACCUGAUCCAUGGGACAGUGGUCACCUACCAGUGUUACCCAGGUUACGAGGUGCAGGGCUCUGAGAUCCUCAUGUGCCAGUGGGACCUGACGUGGAGUGGAGACGUCCCUAGCUGUGAGAAAGUGAUGACGUGUCCUGACCCGGGGAAUGUGGAGCACAGCCGGAGGAUGGUGACGGGAUCCCGCUUCAUGGUGGGAUCGACAGUGCAGUAUGUGUGCAAUAAGGGCUACUCCCUGUCUGGAAGCACACUGCUCACCUGCUACAACAGAGACUCAGCCAACCCCAAGUGGAGCGAGAGGCUUCCCAAGUGUAACCCUGAGAAGUAUGAGCCCUGCAGGAACCCUGGUGCCCCCUCCACCAGCGUGCAGAGCUUAGAGAAAGCCUUCUACCAGGCAGGGGAGACACUGAGCUUCUCCUGCCGUACCGGAUAUGAGCUGCAGGGGGAGCCCACCAUCCGCUGUGUCCCUGGACACCCGUCACAGUGGAGCGGCACACCACCCGCCUGUAGAGCAUCCUCUUUGCAGUAUUUGAAUGAGCGAAAGUUGGAUGUUGCUAGUCCUGAGUACGGUAUGGAGGGAACCAACAUUGCCAUCGCUGUUCUGAUUCCUGCUGCGGUUGUAUUGGUAGUCAUCCUGGGGAUUUACCUCUACUUUGCAAAACUUCAGGGGAAGACCAUCAGAAUGCCAACAUCAUCCCUGCCGCCAUAUGACAACAUGACAGAGGAGUCAGCCUUCAACAACCCAAUCUAUGAUAAAGGAGUAAGUACGGAUGUCAUGCACAUGAAUCUCCGAGACGUGGACUCCAAGAAUACCAUUGUCCAGUCCUGAUCCAUCCCAUUGCGAUCUGCCUGACUGUCAUCUCAUAUUUUACCAGCAGAGGGCACCAUCUAACAAAUCAGCAACCAGAGCUCUGAACUGAGCCUCUAAAUUUGUGGUCUUGUGAUGAAUGCAGACAAGCACUAUUGCCAAUCAAUUCUGGCUCUCAAGGUCUAUUACUUAGCUUUAAAGUUUGGAAGCUCUACAGUCUACUUAGCUUUAAAUCUUUCAAGCACUACAGUCUACUUAGAUUUAAAGCUAAAUGAGUUUUUGUAUGAGUAUCACAUUAUUUUAGGUGGAUAAAUAGGACCGCACAAGCACUCCAUCAGGGGAUAGGGGACAUGUAGUGCACAGAUGUGUUUACAUUCGAAAUUUGAGCCUGACAACUACGUUCCUGGAGAGAUGAUGAAUGUAUGAAGGAGGUGAAAGAUAUAUUUUUGUAAUACUUAAUAUCAGUGUCAGCGUCAAAGACACUUUAAAGCUCAUCCAUCAUUGUCAUUAUCAUGUCAUUCGCAUGUGAUUGAGUCGUGCAGUCAUUGAGUCUCAUCCAUUAAUUACACUGAACAAAAAUAUAAACGCAACAUGCAACAAUUUCAAAGACUUUACUUAGUUACAAUUCAUAUAAGGAAAUCAGUCAAUUUAAAUCAAUUCAUUAAGCCCUAAUCUAUGGAUUUCACAUGACUGGGAAUACAGAUAUGCAUAUGUUGGUCACAGACACCUUUUAAAAAUAAAGUAGACGCGUGGAUCAGAAAACCAGUCAGUAUCUGCUGUGACCACCAUUUGCCUCAUGCAACGCGACACAUCUCAUUCUCAUAGAGCUGAUCAGGCUGUUGAUUAUGGCCUGUGGAAUGUUGUCCCACCCCUUUUCAAUGGCUGUGCGAAGCUGCUGGAUAUUGGCUGGAACUGAAACAUACUGUUGUACAUGUUGAUCCAGAGCAUCCCAAACAUGCUAAAUGGGAGACAUGUCUGUUAUGCAGGCCAUGGAAGAACUGGGAGAUUUUCAGCUUCCAGGAAUUGUGUACAGAUCCUUGCGACAUGGGGCCAUGCAUUAUCAUGCUGAAACAUGAGGUGAUGGCGGUGAAUGAAUGGCACAACAAUGGGCCUCAGGAUCUAGUCACAGUAUUUCUGUGCAUUCAAAUUGCCAUCAAUAAAAUGCAAUUGUGCUCUUUGUCUGUAACUUACUUAUGCAUGCCCAUACCAUAACCACACUGCCACCAUGGGGCACUCUGUUCACAAAGUUGACAUCAGAAAACCACUCGCACACUUAACGCCAUCUGUCCGGUACAGUUGAAACCGGGAUUCGCCAGUUCACAUUUUAGAGAAAUCUGCUUUUUGUGCAUAUGGAACAUUUCAGGGAUAAUUAUUUCAGCUCAUGAAACAUGGGACCAACACUUUACAUGUUGCAUUUAUAUUUUUGUUCAGUAUAGUUUGAAAUGCUUUUGAAAUGUAUACACAUAUGGACCCUUUUAUGAAUUAUGGUUAUUAAAUCACAUGGACUAUAACAAAAAAUCUGUGCAAUAGACAGUAUUUAAAUUUACACUUAGUAUUUUACAUUAGUUUUAUCUGUUGCACUUUAGAACAUUAUCAGAGCACUUAGAUUUGACAUUGAGUCUCAAUUAUUGUAUUUGGUUUACACAUUCCUUGUCCAUGAGUCCUUCAUAUCUGCAUCAUUUAGUGUACAAAUAUUUUAUUUCAUGUGAGUGUUGGAUUUGUUGUGAAAUGUCAAAGGCACAAUGUACGAUAAACAUGAUUCCACCACGUACAGUACCAGUCAAAAGCUU